Echinostoma caproni is the source of this 318-nucleotide messenger RNA. Lineage: Eukaryota; Metazoa; Platyhelminthes; Trematoda; Plagiorchiida; Echinostomatidae. The record is from the annotation of a GenBank genome assembly.
AUGGAAGGGUUCAAGUUGACCAAGUGGAUGUACAACAGUCGUCAUGCAAUCGAUUGCAUCCCAGUUGAUGAGCAGGCGCCGAGUCUCCGUGACUUGCAGGGGAUUUCGUUAUCAACAGACAAAGCACUUGGUGUGCAAUGGGAUUCGGAAAAAGAUGAGUUUUUGUAUAAACUCCAGUUAUCUGAGAAGGUGGCGACUCGCAGAAAAAUUCUGUCUUUGUUGGCCCAGCCCUUACGAUCCAGUGGGGUUCGUCGCACCGUGGCUACUGUCGGGAAAGAUUCUGCUGUAGGAUCUGUGGAAAAAAAAUACUUGGCAUGA